Molecule: messenger RNA, 1258 nt
Organism: Epinephelus moara (kelp grouper)
Lineage: Eukaryota; Metazoa; Chordata; Actinopteri; Perciformes; Serranidae
Product: ladderlectin-like
Exons: 7
Coding region: 517-1092 (191 amino acids)
Molecular function (GO): signaling receptor activity
Source: RefSeq, a predicted model, not a curated record
UGGUAAUGCUUUGUCAAUAAUGGUUCAUCUGAACAGCUCUUAAACCUACUAACACUUUCUUAAUGUAUAAUCAUCCCAAUGAUAAAUUCCCACUGUAACCCUUUGUCAACCUGAUAUCUUUGGAACUUUAAUUCUGAACUUUGGAGUGAUUUUUUUUAAAAAUGGUGUGAGCUGUGAGUUAUCUUUGACUUAACCCAGUAAUACCAAUACCAAUCAGUUUUUUUCCAGGUUAGUUAGAACAUAAUACCGCCAUAAAAUCUCACGCUCAGUUGGGAACUGAUCUGAAGAGUCGAUCCGUCUGCCCGGAAGAUGCAGUAUAAUUUGAUCAAACUGCACUGAUAGCUGCAGUCAAUAAAUAAAGUGAACUUUGGAAGUGUGAUAACUUUUGGAUCAUUAUUUCAAAUUAAUAUUUAUUUCCCUGUUGUUGGUGUAUAUAAGCUCUCUUCACGCCACGUCCUGCAGACACUGACACAUUUGAUUCUGUUCAAGCAGCAGUCCAGUUCAUCGCUGUAAACAAUGAGGCUUGUUUUUCUUCUCUGUGCUGCCUUCGCUCUGAGUGCUGCAGGUCCAGUAGAGGAGAUGAUGGACAUCCAGCAGAACAUCCAGCAGGGAACGUUUGAGAAGGUGGAGGCUGUGCCGGAGGUGGAGAAACAGGAAGAGAGCAAGAUGCCCGAUGAUGACAAGCAGAGCAGGCACAGCUGUCCUGCCAGUUGGUCCAAAUAUGGAUCCAGAUGUUUUACCUUCAUCCCCAGAGAGAUGCCCUGGAUAGAUGCAGAGAAAUAUUGUUUGCGUAACGGUGCCAACCUGGCCUCCAUCCACAACCCAGGAGAGUAUGGGUUCAUUCAGGAGAUGAUAAAAGGGAAAACAGGUCGUUACCCUCGAACCUGGAUCGGCGGCACCGAUGGAAUUAAGGACGGGACCUGGUUCUGGAGUGAUGGAUCAGGAUUUAAUUUCCAGAACUGGGGCAUAGGAGAGCCCAACAAUGCUGGUGGCCAAGAGAAGUGCCUUGAGAUGAACCGCUCAGAGGACCUCCUCUGGAACGAUCUGCCCUGUGAGUUAGAGCUCGCUUUUGUCUGCGGAACAAGACCAUAAAGUUCUGUUUAAAAGUAUUUUAGAAUCCUUAUUUCUGUGUCUUGACCUGCAAGUGUGCACAAACCCUGUGCCACACAAUACUGUUUAUGCACAGAAAGACACGUGAGUGCCUGGACAUCACUUAGAAAAAUAAAUCUAUGUUAGACCUCACAAAGUUUAGUGAAAC